UAUACAAAUGUUUCAUCGAAAACUUUUCUACAAAAUAAUACACAGAAAGUAUUCGAUGAAAAUUUGUUUAUUCAGCGUGCUUCCGUUAAAAAUGUAACACUCCUAUCGGACAAUUCCUGUAUUCCUAUCCAUUAUCAAUUUUGGAAUUCAAUAGCUGGUAAAUCAACAGAAAGUAAUUUAUUUGUACCGUUAAUUAAUGCAGUGAAAAAACUUGUGCCAAAUAAAAAUUGGGACCGAUAUGUGGAAAUAAUCUUUAGCAUUUUCCUACUCAAAUAUGAUCGAUUCGAAGCCCCCAUCAAAAAUAAAGAGGUUUUAUUGUGUGCAAUUUUAAAAAUUGGAUACAAUGAUCAAAAUAUUCAAGCUACUCAACAAAUUUUUAAGAUAUUGGCAGAGAUUCAUAAAACAUUUCCAUUGGAUAAAGUCAUUCAUAUCGAAAAAUCAUCUUUAUUUUUCGAUCCAAACAUUCCACAAUCAAGUGAUCGAACCAAAUCAUGUACAGACUCCAUACAUGUUGAUUUAAAUUCAAAUCAAUUGGAAAUCGUCGACAACGUGGAUUUAUCAAAAGCUCCAUGUGACACCAUAAUAAAAACUUUACCAACAGAUACCCGUAAAUGGUUACGAUCUGCUCACGAUGCUUUCGCCGAAUUAAAAUCAACGAAGAAUAGCAACAAAUUAAUCAAUCGAAGUUGGUUGUUGCGGGAACUGUUAAUAUUCCCAAUACAUGAUGUGUUAGACAUGUCGAACGAUGACUUUGGUGAUAAUUUUAUAAUACGGUUACAUACCAGCCAUAAUAAAGACGAUUUAUUCGAAUUUAUGGUAACAGCAUUCGGGUACGCGUAUCAAGAUGAGAUUAAUAAAUUGUUAAGUGCUUAUAACGAUUUGAUAACGGGUACUUUAAAAUAUUAUUUAGAAGUUAUCUGUGAUAAUUGUGAUGAUAAAAAUGAUCAGGGUCCAUCAACAAGUCAACCAAAACAAAAUAAAUUUCAGGAGUUUUCUAUGUUGUAUGUGAAACCAAGCACUUCAUCAUCAUCGGGAAAUGUUCUCGAAAAUGUAUCUGGCUCCUCUUCAACACCAAAAGAGUAUUCUAUCCAAUGGUUCUAUAAUCGCUUAAAAGAUCUGCCAAAAUUUGAGAAUACGUUCACCUUACAAGAUGUACCAGAAACGACGAGUAUUAUUCAAACGUUGCUAGCAUCAUCACGAGAUAAUAGAGAGACUAUUGAAACGUUUAUCGAUAUCUUCGGCUCUGAAAUUAUUGAGCUAGCAUUUGAACUAAUGAGGAACAAGGAUACUGUCAUGAAAGCAUUAAAUGAAAUGAAACCAACUGGAGCUAUAUCUAAAGUACCAAAAAUUCGUAAAGAUUCAAAACUUGGUCCAAUAAUAUCUAGUCAAGUUGUUGUGCAAUCAGAGAAAGAGAAACGAUUACUUCGAGAGUUGCGUAAAGAGGAAAAACGUCAUUUGCGCCAUUUCAAGAGCGAUGUCGAAGCAGAUGACGAUUUAGAAAAUUCAGGAAAUUUACCAUUACCAAGUUUGGAGCGUUUUUCAGCGUUACAAAACGAGUAUGACACUGCGUGUGUUGAACCAAUUCUAACAUCGAAAGCGUCUAAAAUCGAAACACUUUUUGAACGGAAGGCUUCAUCAAAUAGAAAAAUGGACUUGCCGCAUGUUUAUCAGAUUGAUAAAAAAUUAAAAUUUGGUACAUUAUUGUUAGCAGAAGGAACAGAAAUUAAGGAUCUAACCUGGUGCAAACAAGUACAUAUUCCUGCCAAUAAAUGUAAACCGACUGAUUUAUUACCAGAUAACAAACAUAUAAAAAUCGAUACCCUAGAUCCUCUAGGUCAAAAAAUAUUUACACAUAUCGAACGCUUAAAUACAAUACAGUCAAUUGUUUUCGAAGUCGCUUAUCAUACCAAUGAAAAUUUAUUGAUAUGCGCACCAACCGGUGCCGGUAAAACGAAUAUUGCCCUACUAACAAUCAGCCGAUGUUUACAAAGUUAUUGUGUAAACACUGUUCUAGUCGAUAAAUCCUUCAAAAUUGUCUAUAUAGCUCCAAUGAAAGCACUAGCAGCUGAAAUGACUGCGAAAUUCUCCAAGCAACUACGUCCACUUGGAGUACAUGUUAAAGAAUUAACUGGUGAUAUGCAACUUAGUCCAAGUGAAAUUAAAGAGACUCAAAUUUUGGUAACAACUCCGGAAAAAUGGGAUGUAGUUACCCGAAAACCGGAUGGAGAUACCGCGUUAGCACGAUUAGUACGAUUAAUUAUUAUCGAUGAAGUUCAUCUGUUAAAUGAAGAUCGAGGACAUGUAAUUGAAGCACUCGUUGCGCGAACAGUACGCUUAGUCGAGAAAACUCAAUUGUUUUGCCGAAUUGUCGGCUUAAGUGCAACAUUACCAAAUUACAUGGAUGUAGCACAAUUUUUACGAGUAAAUCUCAGCAAUGGAUUAUUUUAUUUCGAUCAACGAUUUCGUCCCGUUCCACUAGAAACAACGUUUAUUGGAUGUCAGGAACUUAACUAUCAAACGUAUUUGGACAACGCGUGUUACGAUCAAGUGAUAAAAGCGUUACGUAAUGGUUCCCAAGUUAUGGUUUUCGUUCACACGCGGCGUGGUACGGUGAAAACAGCUGAAACGCUUCUAACUAAAGCACAAAAUGCUGGUGACUUAAAGUUGUUCGAAUCGGAGCAUAUAAAAACGGCUGGAUAUACAAAAGCGAGAAUACAAAUUGAUAAAAGUAAUUUUUCGGAGUUACGGAAAUUGUUUCAAUCCGGUAUGGCUGUACAUCAUGCGGGUAUGUUACGAAUCGAUCGCAAUCGUGUGGAAAAAUAUUUUAUGGAUGGAUAUAUUAGGGUUUUAUUUUGUACGGCCACCUUAGCUUGGGGUGUUAAUUUACCGGCACAUACUGUUAUUAUCAAGGGUACAAAUGUUUACGCAAACGGGAAAAACACAGAUCUAGAUAUUCUCGAUGUUCAACAAAUAUUUGGUCGUGCAGGCCGACCACAAUUCGAUACAUCCGGUCAUGCCAUCAUAAUUACAGAAAUGAAUCGUUUAGAUCAAUAUCUACGUCAGAUGACAAAUCAAGUACCCAUCGAAAGUAAAUUUAUUCAACAUUUAGCGGAUAAUCUAAACGCUGAGAUCGUGCUGGGUACGGUUAACACUGUGGACGAAGCUGUCAUGUGGCUGAGUUAUACUUAUCUCUUGAUUCGUAUGAAAAUGAAUCCACUUGCAUAUGGAAUCGAGUAUUCGGAGAAAAUUGAUGAUCCAGAAUUGCAUCAACGUCGUCAUGCAAUGAUUCAUUUUUGUGCGAAAAAAUUGGACGCUGCACGAAUGAUACGAUAUAAUGAAACAACUGGUGAUUUAAUAUCAACGGACUAUGGCCGCAUUGCGAGCCAUUUUUAUAUUAAAUAUGAUACGAUUAUGAAAUUUAACGAAAUGAUGCAACCAAUUAUGACUGAAGCUGAAAUUUUGAAAAUGUUAACGCACGCUGAAGAAUUUGAAAAUAUUGUUGUGCGUGAUGAAGAACUUGACGAACUAGGAGAUUUAAUGGAAGAAAUAAAUUUCCCAACCGAUUCCGUUUCUAGGGACAAUGGACAUGUAAAAGUUAGUUUACUCUUACAAAGUUAUUUAUCUCGAAUUCGAAUUAAAUCAUCAUCAUUAAUCGCUGAUAUGCAUUAUGCAGUUCAAAAUAUACCACGAUUGAUUCGUGCAUUAUUCGAAAUAUUUUUACGCUUAAAUAAUGCAAUAAUGGCUAAACUUGUAUUAAGAUUUGCGUUAAUGUUCGAACAACAACAAUGGGAUCACGAAACACCACUACGUCAAUUUCAACGUUUAACGUAUGACGUAUUAGAUAAAAUUGAACGUCACGAUGUAAAUAUACAUCGUAUACGUGAAUUAGAACUAAGUGAAGUUGGUAGUAUAAUACGAAAUCAACGAGAAGCCUCACAGGUUAAAUAUUUAGCGGAUUGUUUUCCGUAUGUGGACAUCGAAACGAAAAUUAUGCCAAUAACACGUUCUGUAUUACGGAUUAUUAUCGAUAUUAAAGCAGAUUUUAAAUGGGAUCCGAAAAUUCAUGGUUAUGCUCAAUCGUUUUGGCUGUGGAUUGAAGAUCCUGAUCAUAAUAUUAUAUAUCAUCACGAAUAUUUUCAACUAACUAGAAAAUUGGUUAUGAAAGAUGAACCAAUAAAAUUGUUUAUAACGAUUCCAUUGGUGGAACCAACACCUCCACAAUAUUAUGUACGUGUGUUCAGUGAUAGAUGGCUGCGCGCCGAAAGUGACACACCAUUUAGAUUUGAUACGAGCAUGUUACCAACGAAUUUAACCAUACAAACCGACUUACAAAAUUUACAACCGUUAUCAAAGCGAGCACUUAAAAAUAACGCUUAUGAAUCAUUAUAUCCAUUCAAUUUUUUCAAUCCAAUUCAAACCCAAAUGUUCUAUGUCCUGUAUCGAACAGAUCAUAAUAUUUUGUUGGGAGCUCCAACUGGAUCUGGUAAAACUAUUGUGGCUGAGAUAGCAAUUUUACGGCUGUUUAACACUGAACCCGAUCGAAAGGUGAUAUAUGUGGCUCCCUUAAAAGCUUUAGUUCGAGAACGUGUUGACGAUUGGACUAAAAAAUUCGGCGAAAAACUUAAGAAAAACGUGGCAGAAAUGACUGGUGAUUCAAUGCCUGAUAAACGAACGUUAGAUCAAGCUCAAAUAAUCAUAACCACACCAGAAAAAUGGGAUAUCGUGAGUCGUAACUGGGAGAGUCGAUCAUACGUACAAGCAGUGGGUCUUCUCAUUAUGGAUGAAAUACAUUUGUUGGGUGAAGACCGUGGACCUGUUCUGGAAGCAAUCGUAUCCCGAACAAAUUACAUAGCGUCAAAGCAUAGUAGCACAAUCCGUAUGAUGGGAUUAUCAACGGGUAUCGCAAAUUCAUACGAUUUAGCGACUUGGUUAGGUGUUUCAGAGGAAGGUCUUUUUAAUUUCCGUCCAUCGGUACGACCUGUACCACUUGAAGUACAUAUAUCUGGUUACCCAGGUCAACAUUAUUGUCCACGUAUGGCUUUAAUGAAUAAACCCACUUUCCAAGCAAUUCGUGAGCAUGCGCCGUCCAGCCCAACUUUAGUUUUUGUCUCAUCUAGACGACAAACUCGUAUCACUGCUAUGGAACUGAUCAAUUUCGUUAGCAUGGACUCAAACAGUACCCAAUGGCUUAAUAUGUCUGAAGAAGACAUCGAUAACAUCGUUCGAAAUGAUAUAUCCGACGAAACGUUAAAACAUACCCUAAUCUAUGGGGUGGGAGUACAUCAUGCUGGAUUAUUGGAAGGCGAUCGUGUUAUUGUCGAGCAAUUGUUUUUAAAUCAAAAAAUUCAAGUUCUUGUAGCAACCGCUACAUUGGCAUGGGGUGUGAAUUUCCCUGCUCAUUUAGUCGUAAUUAAAGGUACUGAAUAUUACGACGGGAAAACUCGUCGAUACAUCGAUAUGCCGAUUACCGAUGUUCUACAAAUGAUGGGACGUGCAGGGCGUCCACAAUUCGAUCAGAAUGGUGUUGCCGUUGUUUUGGUACAGGAUAUUAAGAAAAGUUUUUAUAAGAAAUUCUUAUACGAACCGUUUCCGGUUGAAUCGCAUAUGUUGGAAGUAUUACCUAAUCAUAUUUAUGCUGAAAUUGCGACUGGUUUGAUAACGUCCAAACAAGUUGUACACGAAUAUAUCACAUGGACGUAUUUAUAUCGACGAUUAAUUAAUAAUCCGCAGUAUUAUAAUUUAGUUUCCACGGAUGAUGCGGAUAUUUUGGAAUAUAUUACGAAUUUAGUGAAUUCAACAAUUGAUAUUCUGGUUGAAUAUAAUUGUUGUACUGUGGACGAGGAUGGAUUUUUGUUAUAUUCGACGCCAAGCGCCAAAGUUGGAUCAAAUUAUUAUCUAGAUUACCAUACCGUUAAAUUUAUGACGGAUAAAUUGCAUCCAAAUUUGAGUUUGGUGAAUGUCAUAAAAUUAAUGUGCGAUACUUACGAAUUUUCUGAAGUUCCUGUACGUCACAACGAAGAAUUAAUGAAUGCAACAUUAGCUCGAUCAUGCCGAAUUCAUGUCACCGAAGAUUUCGAUUCACCGCAUGUUAAAACAUUCCUACUUAUGCAAAGUCAUUUUUCACGAUUACCCGUUCCAUGCGCCGAUUAUUCAAUCGAUCUAAAAUUAAUCUUAGAACAAAGUGGACGUAUUCUACAAGCAUUUUUAGAUUAUGCAGCCGUCAAUGGUUGGCUAUUGCUAUGCAUACAAAUUGCUCAUGUCUCACAAAUGAUUGUACAGGCUGAUUGGAUUGACACGACGCCAUAUGCUCAGGUGCCAAGAACUCACGAUUCUCAAAUCGAUAUCUUACAAAGUGUACAUACCAGAGAACCGAUAUCAUUUUGUAAAUUUGUAAAAUUAACGAAAAAUGAUAUUAUGGCAACUAAAUUGAAAUUAUAUAAAGAUGGAUUCACACGUCCAAAUAUACGUGAUAUUAUCGAUUACGUUCAAAAUUUACCGCUACUUAUUGUUCAUGUAACGUUAAAAGAUGCAUUCGCAAAGAAAGUUUUUGAGGGAUCUCCAUCCGACUUGAAAACGAAAGUACUUACGUUGAAGAAUAAUCGUUUAUAUACGUUAGAAAUUCGAUUAACGCAUUAUAAGGGAUAUAAUUCCAAAGUAUAUGCGCCAAAUUAUCCAAAAACUAAACAAGAAGGUUGGAUGAUCUUGUUUGGAUCACAAGAUGAGAAUCUUGGACGAGUAACAGUGAAACGAUGUAUAUUUAGUGGCAAAUCAACGUGCCAAUUUAUUAAAUUUACUACACCUAAUUUUCCAGGAGAAUACAUUUAUCAUAUCAUGAUUAUAUCAGAUUCAUAUUUUGGUUUGGAUCAAGGAUAUACAAUGAUUUCUAAAAUUGAAAUGUGCGAAGAGUCUGAUCCCGAAGACGACGAAGAUGAUGUUCCCGAAGUGGGUGAUAACUUUGCACAAGCUAAUCCACCGGAUAAUUAUUUGGAGCUUGAUUUUCCUAAACUUCCUCAAACUAGUUCAAUAUCAGAGCAACCUGGACCCUCAACGUCCAAAACUUAAAUUUAGAAAAAAAUGUUUGAAUGCUUUCUAUCACGUCUUGUGAACCAGUUAUUAUAAAAAUUGAGAAGUAGAUAUAUUUUGGAGUCUAUAAAAUUAUAGACGACAUGGAAAGCACACAGUCUACGCAAAAUUUGGUAUUUUUAUACGAGGUGAAGCCCCCUCCAAAAUUUUUUUGAGUAUUCAUUUUUUUACAUACAAAUAAUGCCUUGUUGAUUAAUAGAAAAUUAUUUAGAAAAAUAUUUUAUGGACGCGGUUAUUUAUAAAACAAUAACAAACGAACUCUCUCUAAAUUAAUAAUUUGAAGAAAAAAAUAUUUUCCAAUUUCUUGGAAUUAUUUAGGGACCAUUCAUAGCCCAUUCUCCCCUUUCGUCACACAGCAUCACAUUUUCUCAAACUCUCUUCCUUCCUUUUACGUGAUCCAUUAUAUGAAUCACGCGCAUUAUACGCAUUUGGAAAAUUGUUUUAUGUAUUGCAGAUUAUUUUGAAAAAUUUCGAAGAUCAAAGGAUUUUCACAAAUUUUUUAUAAGAAUUUUUUCAGAAAUAUAAUCUGUCGGACUUUUAGCGUCCCAGCAGAAGCAGCAAAUUCGUUCUUUCAACCUAAAAUAGAAAAAUAGUAUACAUCACACAGGCAGAAAGUUUAAGAGCCCUGAACUGCGCGCAGAGCAGGAGUCUCUCAAACUUUCUGCCCUUGUAGUGUAAUAUACCAUUUUCAAUAAUUUUUCCAAUUUUGCGUGAAAAUUAAUUGAAAAAGAAAA
Messenger RNA from Chrysoperla carnea, 7817 nucleotides. RefSeq names its product activating signal cointegrator 1 complex subunit 3-like. Gene Ontology annotation, molecular function: ATP binding; nucleic acid binding; ATP hydrolysis activity. The annotation marks the transcript as partial. Lineage: Eukaryota; Metazoa; Arthropoda; Insecta; Neuroptera; Chrysopidae. The record is from RefSeq and is a predicted model, not a curated record. The transcript has 15 exons.